Didymodactylos carnosus is the source of this 216-nucleotide messenger RNA. NCBI's taxonomy places the organism in Eukaryota, Metazoa, Rotifera, Eurotatoria, Philodinida, Philodinidae. The record is from the annotation of a GenBank genome assembly.
AUGAGCCAUACAUGUCUCAUUUAUGUCUCAUUUCCUGCGACCUGGGAAGUUGAAGAAGGUAUUCGGGAUGAAGAUCGUCAAGUUGAAGAAGGUAUUCGGGAUGAAGAUCGUCAAGUUGAAGAAGGUAUUCGGGAUGAAGAUCGUCAAGUUGAAGAAGGUAUUCGGGAUGAAGAUCGUCAAGUUGAAGAAUGGUUACUAUGUGUACAUGAGAACUAA